Rhinocladiella mackenziei CBS 650.93 is the source of this 459-nucleotide messenger RNA. RefSeq lists its product as uncharacterized. The record is from RefSeq and is a predicted model, not a curated record. NCBI's taxonomy places the organism in Eukaryota, Fungi, Ascomycota, Eurotiomycetes, Chaetothyriales, Herpotrichiellaceae. Gene Ontology annotation, molecular function: structural constituent of ribosome. The transcript has 3 exons. Gene Ontology annotation, cellular component: cytosolic large ribosomal subunit; ribosome. Gene Ontology annotation, biological process: translation. Bases 1 to 459 code for a protein of 152 amino acids.
AUGUCGGAACGUCCCAACGUCUCCAGCGAUCUCAUCUGGGAGAUUGUCCGAAACAACAAUGCCUACCUGGUCAAGCGAAAUACCGCCGGUGGUGUCCAAUUCUCUCGAGACCCCUUCAACCUGACCAACAAACACUCCCGAACACAUGCUGGAUUCGUGAACGACAAGGCUGUCUCCGUCCAGCUCAAUGACAAGGGUGGCAUCACUUUGAUGACCAAGAAGUCUGGAAAAUCAAACAAACCUGCGUCGCACUACAACACACACGCGUAUGGCAAGGCAACGUCGAACCGAAAGAUCUACAAGAACGUGGCAGACGCAGUGGGCAAGAAUUCAUACCGGGGCGAUUUGAACAGGGAUGCUGUUGCUCGCGCCAGUGCCAUCAAGGAUUCCCAGCGGGCAAAGAAGGAUCUUCCCGAGAAGAAGCCUCGCGGAUUGAAGGGGACUAAGACACAGGCAUAG